AUGUUUGCAGAUCCUUGUUUGAUGAAGAAGCACGCACAACCGUUUCUACAUUUUGUAAAAGAUGAGUUUCUUAAUGCUAGCAUGUUUGAAAAAGUAAAGAGGAUUCAUGCAAGCUGUGCAUUCAAGGAGCAGCACACGGAUCUUUUCAGGUUUCUGCAGACGGACGAUCUGAAGAACCAGGAUGAUCUUGAAGAGUUCAGAGGCUGUGUGAUGGACUUGCUUGGCAGUGUAGUGGACACCAGCGGUGGCUGGAUCGAUCUUUUUGGAUCGUACUACAGAUCAGGGGAUUAUCUGCUGUGCCACGAUGAUCGGACUGAGCAUAGGAAGUAUGCAUUUGUGUAUUAUCUGCAGGACCAUGCAUCUGGAGGACUUGUUCUGUAUGAAAAUGAUGCGAUGAGUGUUUCGAAGAGAAUAGAUGUAAGAGCAAAUCGACUAGUAGUGUUUGAGGUAUCGGAGAUUUCAUUUCACGAGGUGGAGUAUUGUGAGGAGAAUGGUAGAAGAGCAUUUAGUGGCUGGCUAAGCUUUGCAGAUGUGAGUAUGAGCGAAGAGUAUCCUCUGGUGCGAAUGAAUGUUCCGAGCGAGCAGCAAGUAUUUGCAAUAGAGAUUGAUUUUGGAGAAAGCAUGGCUAUGUUCUAUCCAGGAAUGGAGUAUGACUUUAGAUGUGUGUCGAGGCAUGCCGAAGGGCCGUUCUACUCGCGUAGAGUUGAACGACUUGUGGUGCAGCAGAUGGUGGUGCCUGAAGUUGAUGGAUGGGUGUUGGUCGAUGCAGGCAUAUACCACUUCAGGAUAGGAGAUUACAUUCUGCUGAACGACCGGUGUAAUGCAAUCAGUGAUGAUGCAUACGACAUAUACUUCAUGGCGCUUGGCAAUGGCCAACCUGAAUGUGAACUUGAUAAUGAAGAAUGUGAUGGGCUUGGCAGGAAUGGAUCUGAUGAUGAGCAGGACGUGGACUUCAGCGAUCCAAGCAAUCCAAUAAAAUACUUGGACAGUGAAGGAAGAUAUGCAUAUGGCAUUCCAAUCAAGAACAAAAGCAUGUUUGCCAUCAAUCGCUGCGGAAACUCCAUGUUUGUGCAGCGAUCCACACAGGAGUUUCAUCUUGCUCAUUUCAUCUAUAGGCAGAAAAGCAUUGAAUAA
Messenger RNA from Ordospora pajunii, 1134 nucleotides. RefSeq names its product putative 2OG-Fe(II) oxygenase. The transcript has a single exon. NCBI's taxonomy places the organism in Eukaryota, Fungi, Microsporidia, Ordosporidae. Gene Ontology annotation, molecular function: iron ion binding; L-ascorbic acid binding; oxidoreductase activity, acting on paired donors, with incorporation or reduction of molecular oxygen. The coding region runs from base 1 to 1134 and encodes 377 amino acids. The record is from RefSeq and is a predicted model, not a curated record.